This is a messenger RNA of Papaver somniferum (opium poppy), 765 nucleotides long. Its product is annotated as serpin-ZXA-like. Lineage: Eukaryota; Viridiplantae; Streptophyta; Magnoliopsida; Ranunculales; Papaveraceae. The coding region runs from base 1 to 765 and encodes 254 amino acids. Gene Ontology annotation, molecular function: serine-type endopeptidase inhibitor activity. The transcript has a single exon. The record is from RefSeq and is a predicted model, not a curated record.
AUGCUUGUACUGGUGAAUGCACUCUACUUCAAAGGAUCUUGGGAACAAAAAUUUGAUCCAUCAAAAACAACCCACUCAAACUUUUAUCUCAGCGAUGAAACUCCGUCGUCGGUUACGGUCCCUUUCAUGACAGAUAGCUAUGAAGAUCAUUUUGUUUCGUGUUACCCCGGAUUCAAAGUACUUCAACUACCAUACAAAUCUAUCAAUGUGAGUGAUCAGCCAAGUCAACAGGAUAACUUUGCUAUGUACAUAUUUUUACCCGACAGACGAGAUGGACUAGGUAAUCUAAUUGAGCAAGUUAGUUCGGAACCAGGUUUCCUAGACCGUCAUCUCCCUACUCGACGUGUUGAAGUGGGACAACUUAAAAUUCCUAAAUUUAAGAUAUCAUUUGGGUUCGAGGCUUCCAGAGAUUUUAAAGAGAACAUGGAACUAGAUAUAAUUUUUGAUCCAGGCCAAGCAGAGCUGACUGAAAUGGUGAUGCGUUCUAGUUCAAAAUCCAAAGACGGAUCCAGUAUUAACCUCUCUGUUUCAGGAGUUGGACACAAGUGCUUCGUUGAAAUUGAUGAACAAGGGACUGAAGCUGCGGCCGCAACUGAUAUUGAUUGUGGGUUUUCUUGCGGAUUUGCUCCUAUAGACUUCAUUGCUGAUCAUCCAUUCAUGUUUAUUAUCAGAGACAAUGUUAAUAGGGUGGUUUUGUUCAUGGGCCAUAUUCUUAAUCCACUCUUGCCUUGGCUUCAUCUUUCUCUUCAUUCUUUGAUCAUCUGA